AUGAAGAAAACUUCAACUGUUGUUUUGCAAACUUGUUUUGUAUCGGCCUUUGCCAACGCUCUUUUCCUAAGUGACAGCCACCCGCUGAACGUGCACAAGGCCAUCCUCGUUGCCAGAAGAACGAGCCGCCCAAUUCCCGCCUUGCCCCAGUCACAGCAGUGUUCCUCGUCGUCGCCGUCGCCAUCGGCCCUCGCCCAUUGGAGACGCCAUCGUCGCAACUGCGCCGCGCCCGCCACUCCUUACCGCCGGCGGAGAACCUCGUGCGCCGCCUACUACCCCGAUUCCCUGCGCAAGACAUCGCAUUCCUUUGUCCUGCACAGGCCGCCCGCCUCCAAGCGCCCCGAGACACGACGGCCCGUGCCGACCGAGACAGCGACCAUGGAGCAGGCUAUAUCUACCCAGAAUAGCCUAGAAGGACUCAUGCUGUCACGACCCCCAGCUCCCCAAUCCCAUUAUAGCCACGCGAGAGAGCCCGACAAGGCAGAACCGAGAUGCUUACCAGAUGAACGGUUCAUGCCUCCUUCUCCCCAUGUCGACGACUCGAUUGAGACGCGGUCCGCGCGCUCGGCCUCGACGGCAUCUCGCAGCACUAACCGUCUCUCGCUGACGUUGCCUAUUGCGCUGCCCACCACCUUGCCGUCGCGCCCGGCUCCCAUCUCCACCACCUCGGCUUCGUUCCCACCUACGCCGCUGGACUCGCCUUCGUUAAUGUCGCCUGUUGACCCCAACGACUUCAUCACUGCCAUUGCCGCGCAGGAGCGUCGUGUUCUCGAGCUCCGAGAAGAGCUCAGCCGCGCAGAGUCCGAUCUGACACGGCUGAAGAGACAAUGGACCUCACACGAGGCGCACAGAAAGAGGGCCGAGAGACGCAACAUUGAGCUGCUACGUCCCCUGGCUCCCAUCAGCACCGAGCUGAUAGACGACUCUGCUACCACGAAGCGAAACGCGGAGCUCGACAAGAGGAAAUCAUUGCUCCUCAGCCACCAGAGCCAGCAAGGCACCCCAGACAGAGGGCGUCGGCGUGUUUUCAGGGGAGGCCACGCAAGGACCUUGUCGUUACUGUCCCCCACAAAGCCAAACGGCCCUGGCUUCUCCGUUCACGAAGACGGGCCUGGCGAGGACAGGUCUGGUCUCGAUAGCGAUUCGCCGCACUCCAGCCGGUUCGCCCCCAGCACACCGGCCCCGCCUUCGAAGCGCGCUUCGUGGGCUCCGCGGUCGCAGCACCAAGCAAGUGGUGUGAAGCAAAUCGCCCAGGACCUCAAGACCGGCUUGUGGACCUUUAUGGAAGAUCUGCGGCAGGCAACAGUGGGCGACGAGCCUAUCACGGGCCAUGGAGAUUAUCUUAGGGGCGGCGACGGCAACAUGCGGCAGACCUUGAGCGGAAGUACGAGCCCAUCAGGCUAUGGCGGUGAUGGACAAGACACCAUCCGUGCCUCGGGCGCCAACUCUCGACCCCGGGUUGAUUCGGUCUUUGACGAGACUCCGCUGGCAAAAGACGAUCACGCAGAGGAGAAAGACAUCAACGGUGCCGCCCCGCCGAGGUCUGCGCCGGCUCUCUCGCGAUCAAACACUGAGACAUCAAAGACAUCGAAACGGUUCUCCUGGACGCCGUUGACAAUCGAAUCUUAUGAGGAUAGCGAUUGGUCAAACUGGGACAGUCCGUCUGUCAACUCGCCCAGAUGGAGCGGGUCGACGGCGAACGGGGAUAUCAUCUCGACGAUCCCGGAAAGGCGCAACGAGAACGACACUCCUCUCAAGAAGAAAGGGUCAAAGCCGCGUCUGGCUACUACACGCUCCCCACGGUCCCCGGGGCCACUGUCGCCCACCAAGCUCGAAGAGCUCUUGCCCCCCGUACUAAAUCGGCUUACGCCUAGCAAUCUUAAGCGGACUGCUACCGAGUUCAUGAAGGAAUGGGAGAAAAGCCUGUCUCCGCCUGACCAGGGAUCUACAUCGACGACGACAACAUCGAAUGCUGCUGCGGCGGCGGCGGCCAGGGACAGGGGCGCGAAAUGA
Molecule: messenger RNA, 2013 nt
Organism: Lasiosphaeria miniovina
Lineage: Eukaryota; Fungi; Ascomycota; Sordariomycetes; Sordariales; Lasiosphaeriaceae
Exons: 2
Coding region: 1-2013 (670 amino acids)
Source: RefSeq, a predicted model, not a curated record